GAAAAGAUAACGCUUAUGUAACGUCUUUAUGAAAUCGGAUAAUGGAGUAGGCGGCUUUCAUUCCGUGUUUCGUAAUGCUUUUAAUUCUGUCCUGAACUUGUACGAUUAAAAUAAGGCCUUCCUACGUUGCAUUCACAUUUUCUUUAAUCUUCUCAUGUGCGACUACAAUCUUUCAUCGAUUAACAUCAAGCUUUCUGAGCACGGAGUUGUGUUUUGACUGUAAAUACUCAAUUACGGUCAAGAUGGCAUUGUUUUGAUGACGAACGAAGAAUGACUGAAAGUGGAAGUGAGACCGAGAAACAGGAUUAUGUCGUGACGCUGGAGGACAAGAAUUCCUGCCAUGAAGUGCUCAAGUCGAAGACGAAGGAUGACAUCAAGACUAACACUUCCUCCGUUAUACUAUGGAUUAAAUCUUUGAAAGAAGAUAACAGAGCACCUUCGUUCGAUGAUCCCACGUCUGACCAUCCAUUGCACUCAGGCUUCGGCAAUGAUUCAGAUGAUUUACAGCUCGGUGCAGAUGCUGCCACUCUCCAUGAGAAACGCAGGCCUUAUAAGCACUUGCCUCCUUUAUGGCUUGAUAGUGACUCGGACAGCAGUCAUCCCAGGUUGCAUUCGUGGACUGGACGUCAAUCGUUGCUUUUGAGUCGACAGUCAUAUGACAGAUCCUUGGAUAGUGACACUUCUGGCUUAUCAUCUGUAACGAGCGUCUCCAGUCUCCUAACCGCGCGCGAAAGUGACCCGGAAGACGUGUUGAGGGGCUUGGGUUUUCGCACUCCAGGUGUUUUGAACAAAAUCCCAGACAGGUUCAUCAAAACCGGAACGGUCUGUUACGGUGUUGAUUCACAGCAAUUUCUUGCUGACUUAAAAGAGGAUUCAGACGGCUCACCGCAUUCUAACUCCGAAGUGCCUCCUUGGAUUAUGGCGAGGAUGGGCGACAUCCCCAGAAAAUUUUGGUCCGACGCCGAAGAAAGACACGACACAUUGCCGAUUUUGAGUAAAAUCCAAUCUCCAGUGAUAGAAUCUACUACACCUGACGAACUUAAGAGCGAAUCCCCUUCGCGCUGUACAAAAACCUAUCCGCCGUCAAAAUUUGGAAACUACCUCGAACCUGUCACGGAAGAAGUGGAGGGCGGCUCAACAAGUGGAAGUUUGAGUCCGUUGAAGUCGUUGAGUUUGGAAAGUCGUUCGACCUUGAAGUUCAACAGUUUGGAAUAUCCCGGGUCAGAUUUAUCUCAAGUCCCUUCAUUGUUUGAUCUAUGGCAGACAAAAGAAGAAGUAAAUGAAGCAUCGAAUGACGACGGAACGAGAUCCGGUAUUAUCUCGAUGAACAGCGGAGAACAUUCUCCGAGAACGCCCACUACGAGUUAUGUCCCCGAGAAUAUCGAAAACGGCCACAGCGAAGAUUGGAUCGACAGAUCUCGUAAUACUACAGUUCCUCAACGGAGAUCAUCUGCCAACGAAAGUACUUGCGAUUAUUUGAGGUCAGAACGCGAGAAUCCAGCCGUACCGUCGUUAUCGGAGUACACAAACACGGGACCAGUCGCAAACGUGGCAAUAGUCGACAGUCAUAUUGACAAUAUGGAAAGUAAUGUUGAAGUUGAUCGUGAAAUGAACAGUGAAAAACGUGUAAAAUACCCGCUUUCCUUACGCAUACCGACUUUGACGAUUUCUGAGCCGACUGAGAACGCUCGCAAAUUAUCCUCAGUUGAACCUCCAGAUACUACCAAAUUAUUGCCUGUUCAUUUGGAGGAGAAAGCUGGCAAAGUUUCAGAAACUUCUUUCGACAAAUCAUUUUCGGGAAAUGGGCAUCGUUGUUCUACACUUAUUCAACUAAAUUCCUCAACAUGUCUGUCGUUGGCCAACAGAAAACAUUUUCAAAUACAGUUUACGUGCCCCGCUCCCAAGGCAAGACGUUCUAGGAAGUUUUUGAGCAGAAAUCGUAAAAAUAGAGAGUCGAAGCUUUCCAUAAUGAAGCCCAAACAUCGUGGACAGUUAACUCUGUUUGAUGGGGAAAGUUCUCAAACGAUAUCCUGUUUUCUUGAUGUAAAACCCCAGAAAAACGUUGUCCGUUCUCAGGACACCGGUGAAACGGUCAUUGAAGUUUUUAGAAAUGAAAACGAGACACUUACGUCGUUGACAGGGAGCUAUUCGGAGAAUUCAGUUUAUUACAAGGAGCGCAAAGAUAGUAGUCUGAAGUGUGAAACUAUCAAAACGUCGGAAAAAUGCGAGUUUGAAGAUGAUCAUAAGAAUAAUAAAUACGGUUUGCACGACGAUAACAGCGAGUGCCUACGGAAUGACCAAACAAUCGAGGACAGGUUAGAUGGUCUGGAAAAUACUCUCAGAGGAGUUAAAAUGUAUAAAGCUGGCGUUCAUUUGAUGCAGUUGGCCUCGUCUUUUGAAACGGCUUUACACUCAAGAUAUGAUGCAAAGCGCUCAUGUGACGAUUUGUUGAGUAGCAUACAGCAAGAACUGAAGCGACUUGAAGAUUACAUGUUACGUUUACAGAACGAACUGCAAGGGAUUCAGAAAAAACUGAAGGAUAGCUCGGGAAAGAAAACGAACGUCGAAGAGAGAAGAGGAAGCGAUUUCUCGGAUAUUACGCGGCAGUUGCUUCAGGAACAACUGAAAAUCUUCUCUACCAUUUCGAGUGCCGCUGCAACGCCAUCGUCGACACCAAGCUUGUCACGAGAGCCAAGUAUAUGUUCGGAUACCCCGGAUGUACUACGUAAUACUGACGUCAUGAAACUGCGCAAAGAGAUGCAACAGUUGCGUCAAGACAGUUUGGGGCACAAUGCAACGUUAAAAGACGAAAUUCUCCAAGAAGUAAGAAGCGAGAUACGCGAAUGUUUUAAAGAAUAUUUCAAUGAAAAAUCCUUGAGAAAUUCAAAAUGAUACCUUUGACUAUUACAAAAUCUUAUUAUUUAUUAACAUAUUACUUAUUUAAAGUUUCCGAAUGAAAAUAAUAAAAAAAAUUUAAAUUUUUGUCCAUAAAA
Xenia sp. Carnegie-2017 is the source of this 2993-nucleotide messenger RNA. RefSeq lists its product as uncharacterized. Gene Ontology annotation, molecular function: signaling receptor binding. Lineage: Eukaryota; Metazoa; Cnidaria; Anthozoa; Malacalcyonacea; Xeniidae. Bases 271 to 2892 code for a protein of 873 amino acids. The transcript has 13 exons. The record is from RefSeq and is a predicted model, not a curated record.